ACCACAAACCCCCAAGGUGCCUUAUUGCUAUUGCUACCAACGUAAUUAGAACAGUACAAAUACAUGUUUGUGAUAGCCAUGGUAAAUCAGACCAUAUACCAUGGGUUUCAGCCAAUCAGCAUUCAGGGCUUGAACCACCCAGUUUAUAAUAUGUAAUAAUGUGCACAAAAUAUAUUCAAAAAUGGAUUCAUUCAGCUAUAUACUGUAACAUUGGACCAUACAAGCUAUGCAAUUGGCAAUAACUUUCCUCUUAAAACAAAUGACACCAAUUUUCUAAAUGCAAUUAUCAAACAUAUCAAGUAUUAUGCAUUGUGCAUUAGCCUAUGCAUUAUGCAUUGAUUGGGUGUUUAAUUUAAGAUUACUAUUUUUAUCUCCUUAGGGGCAAUUCAUGGGAUUCGUUAGUUAUAUAAUCUUACUAGCUAGUUACCUUAAAUCACCCUCAUGUAUAUAAACUGCACACAUGAGCGCUAUAAGACGUCAAGGAAGUCACGUGAGUCGCGAGCACUGCAGCUGUGGGCAAGAAAAGUUUUGAGAGGGUGGCAACUGGCGAGAAUGACGCGUGUCUGUCUUACAGUAGAUCAAACACGCAUACUAGCAGUCCACAGAGCUGUCCAGUGCAAAUCCUGAUAAAUCCAUGUAGUCUAUGACAAGAUCUGAUUUAGAAUACCUUAUAAAGUCUAACAGUGGAGUAUUUUUCAGAGGGAACAUGUAAGUAGCCCUUACAUGGUGGAUCACUUGGUGGUUACUGGAUAGAAAACAUUCUCUCGCGCAAAAGUCCACCUGCGUAAUUUUGAUUAAUGGAUUAAUGCUUUUAGCGCAAAAACCAAUACUCGCUGCUUUUUGGGUGGUUCAAGGGGGUGACCACCACCACCUCUUGAAUGACCCGCUGUGAAGGAAUGAGUGAUGCCGGACAGAGGAUGUAACAUCUGGAGUCUGGUGAUACUGUCCGUGUUGGAGAUGGGGCUCGGUGCGUCCAGCAUCGCCCUCGGGGUGUUCGGCAUCAUCAGAGUCCGGUCGGUUCACAAGCUGCAGCUGGGGGAUGCCUCUCCUAUAUGGAGCGGAAGUUGUUUUCUCAUCUGUGGACUAUGUGGGAUGGUGUGUGCAAAGAAAAGGUCAGGAUUGAUUAUGAUCCUAUUUUCAGCCUGCUGUAUCUGUGGGUUGAUCAGUGGGAUUCUAAACUUCCAGUUUGUGCGUGUGGUGGCAAAGCGUCCCGAUGCCCUGCCGUCCCUCUACCUGGCCAUCAUGGUGCUGGCCUGCCUGGGCAUCGGAGUGUCCAUCCUGUUUACCUGGCUCACCUGUCGUCUGGCCAGCAGCGAACAGCAGAGGAUGUACCUGGAGAGAGAGCUGUCCCUGCACCACUCCCAUGAGAUGAGUGAAAAGGAGUUGGCUGAGAGAUCUGAGAGAGCAGCCAGCAUUCCCCAGAUCUCCUUCAAUGGAAAGUCCUCCCCUCCAUUGUCAUUAGGCUGAAGCCCAGCUGUGUUACUGUAUUCAAAGCAACAUGGAGACAAUGUUGGUUUCAUACAACACCAACGGUUGCAGGGGACGUGAUCUCUUGCAAUUAACUGAUACACAAAGGAAUCAACUGAAGUUACGGCAACGCUAUGAGAAGGCGCUGUGAGAUUUGACAAUCGGCUUACCAGUGACGAUGUAGGCUGAAUGAUGCACCUGGAUAGUCCCCAGACAUGGCUUUGGGGGACAUGGAAACAGCAGAUAGAGGGGACAAAGCUAUGGCACAUCCAAAGGCUCAAAAAGAACAACUAAACCACUUGAGAUUGUCAGUGUUGAGACGGUGGAAGACAUAACUGCUUCAGGGUUUGACUGGUCAUAGAGAUCAUGUCAUACAGUGGAAGUUGUUUCCAGUACUAUUAUUUAUUUAAUGAUUAUUUAUGUAUUUUUUAUUUAAAUAUAUGUUUGUUUAUUCAUAAGCAUGCAAAUAUAAUAACAUCCCAUCUGUGAUAGGUUUUUACAAUUUAGAGCAUUAUAAUGAAUUAAAGGUUUAUUGAUGGUGAUGGA
This is a messenger RNA of Salvelinus namaycush (lake trout), 2013 nucleotides long. It is a transcript of the gene tmem196b, whose product is annotated as transmembrane protein 196b. The transcript is spliced from 4 exons. Lineage: Eukaryota; Metazoa; Chordata; Actinopteri; Salmoniformes; Salmonidae. The record is from RefSeq and is a predicted model, not a curated record. Bases 904 to 1467 code for a protein of 187 amino acids.